Cyphomyrmex costatus is the source of this 751-nucleotide messenger RNA. Its product is annotated as mimitin, mitochondrial. Gene Ontology annotation, biological process: mitochondrial respiratory chain complex I assembly. The transcript has 2 exons. Bases 200 to 655 code for a protein of 151 amino acids. The record is from RefSeq and is a predicted model, not a curated record. Lineage: Eukaryota; Metazoa; Arthropoda; Insecta; Hymenoptera; Formicidae. Gene Ontology annotation, cellular component: membrane; respiratory chain complex I; mitochondrion.
CGAUAUGUGACAUGCGAUAUCCAAUCAACGUAUUGCUUUUCCAGAAGAACUGUAAGUUUAUUGGAUAUCGCGCGUUGCAUAUUGCGUAUCGCGUCGCGCUAGUGUGCCGGGCCAUUAGCCUUUCAUUUUGAAAGAAAAGAAGAGAAAGAGUUGUAAAAAAUUUUAUAAAAUCACAUAUAUCAAACGUAUAGCGAUAAUCAUGGCCAAAGAGCGUGGUGUCUUAAAAAUAAUGUGGAAUAGUUUUGUAUCCUCGCUGAAACCUCGCUUCGCCCGUCGCAAAUUGAUUGGUGAGGAUUAUUAUGGCACGAAGUACUACGAGGAAGAUAUUCGUUAUUCCGCCCGGAAAAGGCCGCCACGGUCUUUCGUUCCAGUGAACAAAGACGACUUCGAGCAAGAGUUACCCGCGGAAUGGGAGGCCUGGUUGAGAUAUCGCAGAAAAGAACCACCUACGCGAGAGGAAAUAGAAGCUAAUUACCAAUUGACAAUGAUAAAGAAGGAGAAUGCAGUGAAACUUUUGAAGAAUCGCUCGGAAAAUGACGAUACCAUUAAUCUUCCCACAACUUCUGCUACCCAGACUACUCCAGGAAAUUUUCCAGUCUAUGAAGAUUAUAAGAGUUUUAAUAGUGAUUAUAAACCAAAGGACUCGUACAAAUAGAUAAAGAAAAUGUCACCUAUAUAAUUAAAGUAUAUUUCUGGAGUAGUAAUUCUGUUAAUGCAAUAAAGAAAUAAUUUUAAAGAAAAUGAGAGAGAG